AUGACUGUGGUUCUGUCCAUGAACAGAUUCUGCAGCCCCAUUACCUCUGAGGGUGCUACUGACAUUGUGGACUAUAGGAGUGUGUGGGAGUCCCAGGACAACGCAGACAGAUCCUCCACCUCUCUCCAUGCCCAGCACCAGGAGUACAGAAUAUGUGACCCUUCUACAGCAGAGUCACAUUACAGGGGAGUUUCACAUCCAAAAACUGCAUCCAGGAAUACACACUUUAAAAGGAAAUAUGUAGAAGAAGAGGAUUAUCAUCUGAGGCUCAGCAGCUGUAGUCAUAAAAAUGUAUCUAUUUUUGAGGAGAGGGCCCAUGUUCUUUACAUGUCCCUGGAGAAAUUGAAAUUCAUCGAUGAUCCAGAAGUAUUCCUAAGGCGGUCGGUCCUCAUCAACAACUUGAUGAAAAGGAUUCAUGGAGAGAUCUUACUGCAGAACAACUGGUGUUUCUCGGCCUGCACUCUGGGAUCAACGUCAGCACAGGAGUGGUUUGUGCCCCAGGACUGUCCCUACCGCAAACGCCUUCGGAUUGCCAAGGAUGACAGUAGCCUUCAGACAUGUUGUUUUUACCAGGAAUGUGGGAGCCAUUAUCUAAACAUCCCUUUUACUGUUAAUGCAAAUGGAGGGCAUGCCGCAGCAUCUUCUCUAUCCAGCAGUAAUCUGUCCUUGCCAGGAUGCUCUCACCACUUGGAUUACAACUCAUCAGAUGUGGCCUCCUACAGGAACAGCACCCAGGGGCCUUCAUGUGGGGGUUUUAUGACUAAUUCCCGACUUCCUCAUAAGUUAAAUUUGCACGAGGACGAAACAGCGGAGGAAAAACGGGGCCUUCUCAGCUUAAACUGCGACGGUGCAACUGGAGGCGGGGGUUUUGAACGUAGAGGUCGCAUUUAUGAUUUUUUGGCAAAUGGUUGCAGUGACAAGUCUAGCAUAAGUGAACCGUGGAAAAAAUCUCUGCGGAAGAAAGAGGUUUCCCCAGCCAAUAAACUCUCCUGUAAUAAAGGGAACAAAAUGUGA
Messenger RNA from Staurois parvus, 1014 nucleotides. The record is from the annotation of a GenBank genome assembly. Lineage: Eukaryota; Metazoa; Chordata; Amphibia; Anura; Ranidae.